Molecule: messenger RNA, 1947 nt
Organism: Taeniopygia guttata (zebra finch)
Lineage: Eukaryota; Metazoa; Chordata; Aves; Passeriformes; Estrildidae
Gene: CATIP
Product: ciliogenesis associated TTC17 interacting protein
Biological process (GO): actin filament polymerization; cilium organization
Source: RefSeq, a predicted model, not a curated record
AGACGGGAGGCGUCGGGGGGCCCGGGAGUACCGGGGGCCCGGGGAGCGGCGGGGCCGCCCGGGGCUGGGGGCUGCGGAGGCGGGGUGGGCGCCACUGCCGCCCCAGGGUCACGCGUGGGACGGGCACCGCGGCUCGGGGGAGCCCCGCCGCCCCCUCAGCCGAGGGUCCGGCAGCGGGAGCCCCCGGGCGAGGCAUGGAGCCCCGUCCCGAGAGCCCGCAGGACACCCCGGGCACGGCGGACACUGCUGCCGAGUUCCUGAGCCUCAUCGGGCUGAAGGAGCUGGAGUGGUGCCUGUUUGCCGAGACAUUGGCAGUGGUGGCCCCACCGAGGGACAAGGCAGAGGGCCAGUGGUGGAUGGCAGCCCAGUGGGCACCCUACCAGCGGGAAGGUGAGCCGGUGCAGAGCUGCAUCCUGGUGCAAACCAAGUUCCGAGGCAAGCAGGAUGGUGUUCCUGCCUCCAGCACCCUCAAAGCCUACGUGACCUGGCAGCUGGAGACCCUGGAGCAGGAGGAGCAGGAGUGCCUGGAGCUCAGACCAUAUCCCACAGAGAAGACGACCCACAUCGUAAGCCACGAGCACGGGAUGACGGUCACAAAGACACUGCAGGAAGGAGGGGCAGAGCCACAGUGCCAGAGCUUCUCAUACAGCCGGGCCACGCUGCGGGCGCGGCUGCUGGAGGGUGCCAGCCUCCUGCUGCUGCGGGUGCUGGCACGCCGGCAGACAAUGCCCCUCGACCUUGUCUUCCCAGCCAUCAACAGCGAGGGCGACCUCUGCACCGCCAGCUAUUCUGCCCUGGGCAUCCAGCAGCAGGCAGUGGGCUCGGCAGAGACUGAGGUGUUCGUGAUCCAGCGAGCCGUGCACGCCAGCACAGGCGCCCGCACUGUGUGGCACAGCAGCUUCCUCCCCAAUGGGCGUUUGGCUCAGCUGAUGCAGAUCGGCUUUCCAGUGCUGAUGCUUCUACAGGAUGAAUCCAUCCUCAGCAAGUCAGGUUUGAGCCUCAGCUCCCCUUCCCCAAACAACCUCUGGACUGGAAGGAGGACGUGGAGCUCUACUGCUAUUUCCUGGACAGGAAGGACGAGCUGCAACUAUCCCAUGCUGCCUACCUCCAGCAGCACCCCGAGGUCCGGGCACUGCUGUCUGACUUCCUCCAGGCAUUGCUCCUCCAGCAGCCACAUGACACCAUCUCCUUUGCUGCGGAAUUCUUCGCCUACCAGCGGCCCUUUGGGAGCCCCUUUGGCUCCACUGGAGCUGCCAGCCCCCUCCCCAACUCCCCAGCUGGCCACCCUCCAUCUAACAGCAAAUAAAGCAGCCGGCUCCGCCUGUCCAGUCCUGUUUGCUUUGGGGAAACUGAGGCUCAGGGAGGGCAGGUGGAGCUGAGCUGUGUGCUGAAGCCCCACCAUGCCUUCUGGCUGGGACCCUGUCCUUCCCCCAGCUGUUCUAGGCCUUGCUUAGGGGGUGGGGGAUGCCUGGGGCAUACUGUGGAGCAGGGCCAGGCCCACAUCCCUGCGCCUGCCACCCCCCAACAUGUUCCUGGGGGACACCCCUUGCCCAUCUCCCUGUGGGACAAGGCCUGGCUGGCAGAAGGGUACCCACUUUUGUUGGCACAGCUUGUCACUGCAACACUAGCACUCCAUGUUAGGCAUGAAGCUCCCUGCACCCGAGGGUGAUGUGAGCACCCUGUGCCACAGAGCCUGCCUGGCUGUGUGCUUCCCCCAGCAGCUAAGGCUGCAUUUUGAUCUCCUUAUGCAACACGUGCCUGCUUCCUCCUCACUCCCACUCCUGUGGCAUUUCCCCUACUCCCGUGGGGCCAGCCCUCGCUUCUCGCACUGUGGGACACUGUCCCCUGUCCCUCCAGUCACCCAAGCAGAACCUUUGGCAUGUGAUGGUCAGUGAGAGGCAGACAUGCUCCCACGCCCCAGUGAGAGUGCCUCGUGUUCUCACACAC